Molecule: messenger RNA, 21486 nt
Organism: Clonostachys solani
Lineage: Eukaryota; Fungi; Ascomycota; Sordariomycetes; Hypocreales; Bionectriaceae
Source: the annotation of a GenBank genome assembly
AUGGACAUAUCCCGAUUCCAGGACACGAGCAGGUUCGGUGGCGUCUUCAGCACAUUUUUCCGAGCACCAUCGGAGCGACGGAGGGUGAGGCGGAGGAGGAGCGGCAAGAAGAAGUCGCGAGUCCUCUACUUUGGAAACUCAUCGUCGUCGUCAGUCAACUCGGAUCUUGCUUAUGGUACCGGGUAUGUUCGACGCAGGAGGAGUCGCGACUUCAGCCAACAACACACUCCAACCCACGCGCCAGCCCAGCCUGCGACUUACGCGGCGGCGCAUCACUCCUCGCCCCAUGGACAGAACCCCCCCUACUACCAGCAGCAGCAGCAGCAGCAGCAGCAGCAGCCCCAACCCCAACCUUUCUUCAACGAGCCUCACCGCCCGCUCCAUGCCGAGCCACAGUCCAUUAACCCAGUACACGUCGCCGCCGCAGGGGCAGCGGCAGGCGUGGCCGCAAGUGCGGCGCUGGGUCUGGCUGCCGACUAUUAUCACCCCGAUGUCCAGAUCCCAUCUAAGCCAGCCACGCCCCAGCGACGGAAGACGGAUGAUGAGAUCAUGGCGAUCGGUCGCCAACUUUCCGAUCUUGCCAAGCGCCAGAACGAGGAGGACCUGAGGGUGCGAGGCGUAACUAGACCAUCACGGUUAGUAUCCGCCGCUGCCAAGAUUGAAGAGUAUCGUAAGUUGAGGAAGUCUAGAAAAGAUAACACGAACCGCGGGCUGGUGUACUCCAAGCCGCAUCGCGACUCCUCUGAUGAUGACUCGGACUGGGAAUCGGCUUCUGACGACGAUUCGUCUGAGGAUAGCGCUGAUUCCGAGAUGGCGUAUGGAACGGUUGUGUCGCAGGCCAUCCGCCCCUCAACAGCUGCCAUGGCUGGAGCGGCCGCUAUUGGUGCCGCGGGCGCUGCGGCGGCGUAUGGAAGACACUCGAACAACAACACCAACCGUCCCGGACACGAUAACCGGAAUGUUGUCGACCCGUCGUUAUUUGGACCCUACAACUCGCUCCGUGGGAUGAUCAACACACCCUGCGGUUUUGGAGACGAGCGGAACGGAGCAGCCCAGCAUAAGGGACCCAACCCUCUGAAGCGCUCCUCAACAGAACCAAUGGGGCCUAUGCACAAUGUCUACCCGAUCCCAACAUCCGAUCCAACCAGGUUUAACGCUGGUUGGGGCACCAUGGCGUCCCCCCGCCAUGAGCAUCCACGCCCUGCACCCGUCCCGCUUCAGCACCCCGCGCCGAGGACCCCUGUGCCUGACAAGGUCUUUCGGGCAGAUAAGAUCGAGGAUGUCAGUCGCAAGGAGUCUGCGCGCGAUCGUUCGGACUCUUCCCCGGGUUUCGGAAAGAUGGCUGCCGGUGCUGCGGCUGCUGGCGUUGCCGCCGCGGUGAUUGGCGGAGCGUUGGCCAAGGACAAGAGCAAGGACGACUACGAGUCUCGAGACCACCGUAAUGGCGACGAUAAGGAUCGUGAGAAACGAUCCCGUCGAGUCGAUCGAGAAGACGAGAAGGAUACGGAGUCGCGGAAGUCGAGGCCUUCCUCCCAGUUCCGAGACGAGGUCGACAAGUACGCCAGGUAUGCCAAUGACAGGGCCUCCAAGUCCAACGGCGACAAGUACUCCAAAUCUAGAGACGAAAAGUACUCUCAGUCUGCCGAUGAUAGGGCUUCUAAGUACGACGAUGACAGAGCCGUCAAGUAUGACGAUGACAAGUACUCAAAAUCUAGAGACAACAAGUACUCUGGGUAUGACGAUGACAAGGUGUCCAAGUAUGAUGAUGACAAGUACUCGAAAUACAGGGACGACAAGUACUCGAAGCGCGACGACAAGGUUUCUAAAUAUGAAGACGACGGAUCCUCCAAAUCUAGAGACGAUAAGUACUCCAAGUACGGGGAUGACAAGUACUCUAAAUACGAGGACGACAAGUACUCCAAAUACAGAGACGACAAGUACUCCAAGUACGGAGACGACAGAUACUCUAAGUAUGGAGAGUCUUCGAAAUCAAAGGACUACGAGGAGCCUUCGCGUACUCGAGAUCUUCCCGCCCUGCAGAAGCUUCCCUACGACUCCACUCCUGCCGAUUCUUCCUCAAAGGCGCCAGUUGACCCCUUCCAAUUCCAGGUCGACAACUUCAUGACGCCUGCAGUGUCAGACCCCCCGCGCCCCUUGACUCCCAUGGUGGUAACGGUCGAUCGUGAACCAGUAUUUGAUGACGAUUCCCCGCCGUACACGCCACCGGGUGAUAGGAGGAUGAGCCGGAAAGACUCGUUCGAGCUUGAGCAACAGCAUCAGACGAGGGCAGCUGACGAAUUCCCGAGCUUUGUCAGCCGCGUCGCUCCUGCUGUAGUACCUGCCGCAGCAGCAGCAGUAGCCGCUGGCGCGAUUGUCGCGGCCUCGAAGUCUGACGAUGUUCCUAAAUCUACUGAGGCUUCACGCGAGCGCAGAAAAGAGAAGAGCAAAAGGCAGAGUAAAGCUACAGAGCCCAAGGACGAAAUCCAGGAAAAUGCAGACCGGUAUUAUCGAGAAGCAGAGCUAGCUAGGAAGAAGGCAUCUGAAGAGAUCCGGUCUCGCAGCCCGUCCCCCGAGGCUAAAGGAGACGAGCGUGAGCACGUCCGUGUUGUCACACCGCCCGGAUACCGGGAACGUACCAAAGGGCUUCUUGACGGACCAAAUGCUGAUGUGUUGAUUGACCACAUGUUCUUUCCACAAGAAUCAGAGCGGUUCCGCACAGAGCGUAGAUUGGACGGCAGCUAUACUUUAGCGAGAGACCCCUCUGCUCAAGGAGAGCGACCUGUUCUGAACCUCACGUACCCUACCCCCGAAUCAAGCCGCGCUCCUUCGCCUUCUCGUGAGCCCGUCCCCGCACCGAAGAAGGAACCGGAGUGGGAUAAUGUCCGAGAUGUUGAGCCCGAGGCUGAUAAGCGCCGAGAUGUCCAUGAUGACUCGUCUAGAUCUGACGUUGGUUCUCGGCGCAGUGAUGACGAGAGAGACGAUACCACCUCGAGAUCUGCAGUCGGAGUGGGCUCCUAUGACCAGGUGUCAGUAGCGCCCCCCAAAUCAGUGAAAUGGGGGGAAAAUCAGACUAAGAGCUUCGAAGUCAUCACUCCCGAGGCAAGAGAUGAUGUCGAACAUGACUUCAGUCGCUCCCAAUCUGACGAGAAGCCACGCCCUCGCCUAGAGAAGGGUAGUCAGUGGGGCAUGAUGGCUGCUGCAUUGGCCGCCGGUGCCGCCGGUGCUGCUGGAACCUUUGCCGGUUCAAUGAUGGGAUCAAAAUCUCGAGAGGAUGACGAUGCAGGCCCAUCGCGAUCCCUCGAAAAGGAGUCAACGGACGCUAGCUUCGACAAGCUGGAUGAUCUGAUGGAUGCUCCUCCCAUCCCGGGACCUAAGCCUUCAAGCCCUAAGCCCGAGCAUAUGCCUGGUGGUUAUGCAGACGAUAUCGAAUUCGCCGCAACCCUUGCAGCGGGUCUGAAGCACACUGGCUUUGAUGCCAACAUUGUGAUUGAUGACCCCACGUUUCAUCGAAGAGACUCACCCCCUGGCUCGAAUGAACUAAACGGCAAGCACUACUAUCACCCUACCGUGGACUCUGUAUCGGAUUUCAGUCUCCAAGAGAAGCACCGUGGCCCUGAGACGGGCUUUGUUCUGGGUGAAGUUGAAACGCCCAAGGACGAAUCCCUGCCAUUCCAGGAUGCCGAAGAGUCUAGUUCGCGAAAGCUGAGCAAGAAGGAGAGGAAAAGACUUGCAAAGCUCACAAAGGAGUCUGAUGUUGUCGACGCACCACAACCCUCAUACGAGCCAGAGUCCCAGUCAAGAGCUAUAUAUGAGACCCCUGAACAAGUCGAGCCGGAGCCGAAACUCAGCAAGAAGGAAAAGCGCAGGCGAGAGAAGGCUGCCAGAGAGGCCGCUCUAGAUGCACAAGACAGUGAUGGGCAGAUUUAUGCUGAGCCAGAACCCAUCAUUCACUCUGAAGCAUCUUGGGAAAACUGGGAAGACACAUCGGAUCUGAAAUCACGAGUUUCGAGAACUCGUGGUCUCGAUAGUUCCGAGCAUUCGCUCGUUUCGGCACCGAUUGGUUCAUCAUCAGAGGUGAAGCCAUCCAGGGCGAUCCACUCAGAUGACGAAUGGGAGUCCACCAAGAAGUCAAAGAAGAAAUCGAAACGUAGCUCAGGUUAUGAUUCCCCUUCACGAGACUUUCCCGUACGAUCAGCUACGACAUCGGAGGUCGGUGUCGAGGAUUCAGAGAAGAAGAGCAGGAAGUCGAAGCGAAGAAGCGGCACGGACGACGACUUUUAUAGAUAUGAUGACGAGCGACCAAGUCGAACCCGUGAUCUCUUCGAGGACCGUGAAGUGAGUUCGAUAGUUUCUGAGCCUCGCACUGAGGACAAACAGAAGAAGAGUCGUAGCAGCAAAACCGAUUACCGUUAUGACGAUGAUGACACCAAGUCUGUUGCUUCUGCUCCUGGUUCAUCGCGGAAGAGCAGGGAGUCUGAGAAGAGCAAGGAACCCGAGAGGAGAUCAAGUGGACUAUUUUCGAGCAUAUUCAAGUCCAGCAAAGAUGGUGAAAAGCAGAAGAAGGAUUCUUUUUUAGGUAAUGCCGGCACUUUUGGCGCGGGUGUCGGCAUCCUGGGAAUUGGGGCAGCAGCUCUCUCUCCUUUCAACGCCAACAAUGCUUUCUCGGAAAAGAAGACUGACCCUCAGGAUAUCUCUGAAUGGUCGCGCAAUGUCGAGAAUUACGACCCCGACAUCGUGGCUCGUGCAAUAAAGCCGGCCAUUGAUCCCCAGUAUGGGGACCUUCUUCCACUUCCCCCAAGUGAGCCUGGUACGCCUGUGGGCACGCCAGAGGAACUUCCUACCUUACCGGACAGCCGGCCAGAUACCCCUCCAGAGGAGCGAGGAUUGAGGCGUGAGCGUCCAUUUCACAACCGGCGACGAAGUGCUCACGAGACGCCGUCCAAAAUUCCUAGCAACACUGCCAUCCCCAUCCAACUACGGAUGGGAGGCCGAUCUGGGCCAUCUUCCCCGGCCCUCUUCAAGGCUUCACCCAUGAGCUCCCCUGUUGUUGGCAUGGCUGAAAGCCCAACUAGAUCCAGCCCAACGGUGGUGCGACGACCUACCUCAUGGGACAGCAGCCGCGAGUUCAAGCCACUGUACUUGGUCGAGCACUCUCGCCAUAUUUCAAUCGACUCGCCCAUCAUGGAAGCCGAUCUCCCUGCUUUGCCCCCGAGUGAAUCAUCCUCUCGCGGAUCUCCUCCCGAAUCUGAAGGCUGGGAGUCUGCCCACGAAUAUGCACAGGCUAUGAAUGACCGAGGAUUCGACUAUGGCGACUACGGUGAUAACUCUGGAUUGCGACUUGAUACAUCUAUGCCUCUGAUGCAGCCCAGCCACGACGAGACUGGCUCUCAAGAAUCGACACCCAAGGCUGAAAUGAGGCCAGAGUUUCCAGAUCUGUCAUCGCUCACAAGAACUCUUGAUCAGGGCGAGCCGAGUGCCCUGGCCGGCCCAACCGAGGAGCAGCAACAUGAGCCUGAGCCAGUUGAAUCCAUGUCUAGAGAUAGAAGUUCAUACCUGCUGCAGUCUGCCCCCUCGCCUGUGCAGUCAGUUCGGUCUAUUCGCGGAGAUUUCGAUGACUACAGGUUGCCCGAGGUCCCCACCACUCCCACCAGAACGUACGAUGCAGAGGAAAUCAACGUGGUAGACUACAAGGAUGAACUGGCCUCUGUUGAUGACCACUUCUCCGAUGCUCAGGAGAUGGACAGCGUCAGAUCCGUUGAGCUGGUUCCUGCUGCUGCUGUUGAGGGCAAGGGCAAGGGUGAAGAAUUUGUCGAACCUCGGGUUGCUGAAGAUGUCCCUACCUCUGGAGAUGCGCUUGCCAUCGAACAGGCUCCUGCCACUGAAGAUGCUUCCGUCAUCGAAAAGACUCGUGCCACCGAGGAAAUUUCUUCUAUUGGAAAGGCACCCGCCACUGAAGAUGUCUCUGUCAUUGAAACGACUCCUGUUGUUGAAGAGAUCUCGUCUGCCGAAAAGACUCCUGCCACUGAAGAUGUCUCUGUCAUUGAAACGACUCCUAUCGUCGAAGAGGUCUCGUCUGCUGAAAAGGCCCCUGCUACUGAAGUUAUCUCUGAUAUUGAGAAGACUCCUCUCGUUGAAGAGGCCUCUGCCGUCGAAACGGCACCUACCACUGAGGACGUUUCUGUUAUUGAAAGCACUCCUGUCGUCGAAGAGGUGUCUGCAGUUGAAAAGGCACCUGCCACCGAAGACGUUUCUGCCGUUGAAAAGGCUCAUGUCACUGAGGAUAUCGAAAAGGCCCCUGUUAUCGAAGAGACACCCAUUGCUAGAGAGGUUCCUCGUACUGGAGAGGAAGAGCCUACUGCCGAGGAAUUGAGCAAGAUGUCAGCAAAGGAUAGGAAGAAGGCCAAGAAAGCGGCCAGGAAGAGAGCCGAGGCGCUGGUUCUUGGCGCCACCGAAGACGUUUCUGCCGCUGAAACGGCUCCUGCCACUGAGGAAAUCUCUUCUAUCGAAAAGGUCCCUGUUGCCGAAGAGAUUUCUUCUGUCGAAAAGGCACCUCUCACUGAGGAGACACCCAUUACUAAAGAGGUUCCUGGUGCUGGGGAGGAAGAGCCUACGGCUGAGGAAUUAAGCAAGAUGUCAGCAAAGGAUAGGAAGAAGGCCAAGAAAGCGGCCAGGAAGAGAGCCGAGGCGUUGGCUCUUGGCCUCGCUGCUGGUGUAGCUGUCGGUGUUGCUGCCAAUACUUCGAAAUCGACCGAGUCUGAAACACCUGCGCCUACAGAGGAAGAGACUUCUGCCCUUGAACAGGCACCUGCCGUUGACAAGGCCAUUACUACAGAAGAGAUUCCUGCGGUAGAAAGUGCCCCUGCUGCAGAUGAAGCUCCAACCGCAGAAAAGGCCGUUGUCACGGAUGAGACCUCUGCAGCGGAAAAUGCUCUCCCCACAGAAGAGAUUCCUCCGGUAGAAAAUGCCCCUACUGCAGAUGAAGCUCCAUCCACAGAAAAGGCCCCUAUCACGGAUGAGACCCCUACACCAGAAAAUGCCCUCACUAUAGAGGAGAUCCCCCUGGAAGAAAAAGUUCCUACUGCAGAUGAAGCUCCGAUCACAGAAAAGGGCCUUAUCGCUGAAGAUGUUCCUACACCAGAAAACCUUGUUAUCACAGAGGAGGUUCCUACGGUAGAAAAUGUUCCCACUCCCGAUGAAGUUGCUCUCACAGAGGAAGUCCCUAUCGCAGAAGAGACCCCUACUGUAGAAGAGACCCCUACCACAGAACAGGCUCUUGCCGCAGAGGAGGCUCCUAGCGCAGAACAGGCCUCUCGUAUAGACGAGACCCCGGUGACCGAGGAGACACUGGCUCCAGAGGGUGCUCCUACCAUUAAGGAAGCACCUGUCACAGAGGAUACUUCAAUCGCCAAGGAGCUUCCUGCUACAGAGGAACCCCCUAGAACAGAGGAACCCCCUGCAAUAGAGGAACCCCCUGCAAUAGAGGAACCCCCUGCAAUAGAGGAACCCCCUACAACAGAGGAAGUCCCCGUCUCCAAGGAUGCUCAAGCUGUCGAGGAGGAGCCCACUGCUGAACAGCUAAGCAAAAUGUCAAACAAAGAGAGGAAAAAGGCGAAGAAGGCCGCGGCGGCCAAGAAGAAGGCCUUGGCCUUGGCCCAAGAGGCAGCCGCUAUGACUACCGAAGCACCUGAGGCUCAAACACCUGCUCUUACAGAGGAAGUCUCUGCCGCUAAGGACGCUCUAACCUCAGAGGAGGGUGCUCUUGCUACGAGCAUUUCUGCGACCGCCGAGGCCCCUGCCGUAGAGGAGCCUACUAUUCCUAAGGAGUUUCCUACCACCGAGGAGCCUCCCACUACAGAGGAAGCCAUUGCUCCUAAGGAUAUUCUUACUACAAGAGAGGAUUUAGUUCCAGAAGAGGCUGCUAUUUCUAAGGAGGUCUCUACUGCUACGGAGCUUCCAGUUUCACAAGAGACCAUUAUUUCUAAGGAAAUUUCUAGUACUACGGAGGUUCCAGUUUUAGAGGAGGUUCCUCCUACGGAGGAGGCUCUGGCUAUGGAAGAGUCCAAAAUCCCUCGAGACAUUUCUACCACCGCAGAUGCUUUUGUCGCUAAGGAAAGCCCUGUUUUAGAGGAUGCAGCAGCUUCCAAGGAUAUCUCUGCCUUGCAGGAGGCUCCUAUUGUAGCGGAGGAUCCUGCUGUCGAGGCUGCACUUGCUGCAAGAGCAGCAGAAAUUGCAGCAGAGGAAGCAGAACUUGCUGCUCUAGAGCGCAAGAAGUCAAAGAAGACCGGCAGACAUAUAGUGAAGAGGGAUAGGGAUCGCUAUGCAGUCUUAAUCGCAAACGCAGAACAGCGCGCCGCAGAACAAGCAGCACGCGAGGCCUCCAACGCCAAAGUGACUCCUACUGCAGAAGAGACCGCGACCCCCAAAGAGACCCCUGCCACCGAGGAGACUGCUGAAGAAGCGCCUAUUGAACGAGAAGCCUCUGUCACGAAGGAGACUGUUAAGGAGACCUCCAUCGCUCAAGAUAUCCCUGCCGCAGAGACUACAGAGGAGGCCCCUGUCGUUGAAGAGGCCUCUGUCACGGAUAGGACGACUGAAGAGACUGCAGCCCCCAAGGAGGCCACAGUUGAAGAGACUCCGAUUGCAGAACAAUCUCUUGUCAUAAAGGAGACCCCCAUCGUCGAGGAGGUCUCUUCCGCAGAGCAAGCCACUGAAGAGACUCCCGUCCUUAAAGAGGCAACGGUUAAAGAUACUACCAUUGUAGAAGAGUCUCCUGCCACAACGGAUACCCCCAUCGUCGAGGAGGUCUCUUCCGCAGAGCAAGUUACUGAAGAGACUCCCGUCCCCAAAGAGGCCACUGUUGAAGAGACUCCUAUUGCAGAAGAAUCUCUUGUCACAAAGGAGACCCCUAUCGUCGAGGAGGUUUCUUCCGCAGAGCAAGCUGUUGCAGAGACUCCUAUUGCAGAAGAAUCUCUUGUCACAAAGGAGACCCCUAUCGUCGAGGAGGUUUCUUCCGCAGAGCAAGCUGUUGCAGAGACUCCUAUUGCAGAAGAAUCUCUUGUCACAAAGGAGAUUCCCAUCGUUGAGGAGGUCUCUUCCGCAGAGCGAGCCACUGAAACGACUCCCGUCCCCACAGAUGUCUCUACCACAGAGAAGACGGCCGAGGAGACACUCAUUGCUAAGGAUGCCCCUGCCGCAGAGACUACUGAAGAGACCCCAGUCGUUAAAGAGAUUCCAGUCACGGACGAGACUCCUGCAGAGGCUCCAGCCCCCAAAGAGACAACUGCUACAGAACAGACCUUUGAAGAGCCCUCCAUCAUUACAGAGGCCCCUGCCACAGAGGAGACAAUUGAAGUGAUUCCCGUUUCCAGCGAGGCCUCUCUCACUGAGGGUGUGUCUGUUCAAGAGGAAACUAAAGAGGUUCCGAUUGUAGAAGAGGACCCUGCUAUCGAGGCUGCCCGUGCUGCAAGAGAAGCAGAAAUCGUAGCAGAGGAACAAGAGCUUGCUGCCCUGGAGUUUAAGAAGCUAAAGAGGGUCUUACAGGCAAACGUCGCGCAACGUGUAGUAGAAAGAGAGGCUAGAGAAGCAGAAGAACGAGCAGCUCGUGAAGCUCCCAUCGACAAAGACAUUCCAGCUGCCGAAGAGGCUCCAGCCGAAGAGACAUCGAUCACUAAGGAGAUCCCUACCAUAGAAGAGUCUGCUUUCCAAAAGGCGCCCAUUACCGAUGAGGUUCCGGCUACAGAGGAGGUGCCUGCCACCAAAACAGACGACAUUUCUACCUCGAAGGAGGUUCCUGUUGCUGAAGAAGAACCAACUGCUGAGGAAUUAAGUAAAAUGUCAGCCAAGGACAGGAAGAAGGCUAAGAGAGCGGCUAAGAAGAGAGCCGAGGCGCUGGCUUCAGAGACAGUGACUGGCUCACAAAUACCUGCCUCAGCAGACGAAACAAUCACUGCGACAGUGGCCGAGGACGUUGAGAAGCCAUCUGUUCAAGAGUCAGAGUUGGGUGGGGAUGUUCCAGUGCAGCCCGAGCCUGAGGCUUCGGCGGAAGAUGUAGCCGGAGAUGAAAAACCUACCGAGGAUAAGCCCGCUCAAGACAAUCCUUCUGAGGAUAGCCUUGCCAAAGACAAGCCUUCUGAGGAUAGCCUUGCUCAAGACAAGCCUGUUGACGAGCUUUCAACUGCCCUGCCAGAGGCCGUUGUCGAUGGAGAGCAGCCCAAAGUGGAGAGCCACAGCAAGACUGAUACCUUAAAUGAUGCACCAUCAGAAACUGCACUAGUGGAGGAGACUGCCACCGCCAAGACUUCUCUAGAACCUGAAGCAGCAGAAGAUGAACUGGCUGAACCAAAAGCAGAAUCUCAAUCCGAGCCCGUUGACCCGGAGACCCCAUCGAAGAAGUCAACGAAGAAAAAGAAGAAGGGCAAGGGAGGAGCACAGGGCGUUGAGGAAUCUCAACCUGAGGUUCCUCGGACUGAAGAGACUUCAAAACCUGAGGACAAACCAAGCGAUGUCUCUGAACCAGCUACUGAGUCAGCACUUGUGCCACCCGCUGAAGCCACUGCUGAACCUACAGAGGCAAAAUCAGAACAAGCCGUUGAAACUGCGUUGGGGCUAGCCGCUGAGCCUGUUGUUGAAACUAUGUCGGAGGCACCCGCCGAGGAUUUGGUCAUUGGGUCAACUAUUGAAGACCGUGGUGAUGUUGCAGUCGCAGCACAGUCAAUUGAAGCUGACACCCUGAACGACACCACACCUGAAACUGCGCUUUCUACUCAAGAAGAACUCACCGCUGAAGAUUUGAGUAAAAUGUCGGCUAAGGAGAGAAAGAAGGCUAAGAAGGCGGCGAAAAAGAAGAACCAGCUUUCUGAGGACGCACCCUCCAAAGCGGAACAAGAACUCAAAGAAGAAUCCAAGGAGGAGCCCAAGGAGGAACUCAUGGAAGAAUCCAAGGAGGAAUCCAAGGAAGAACCCAAGGAAGAAUCUAAGGAGGAACCCAUGGCAGAACCCAAGGCGGAACCCAAGGACGAAUCUAGAGAUGAAUCUAAGGAGGAAUCCAAGGCAGAAUCCAAGGACGAAUCCAAGGAGGAACUCAAGGAGGAACCAGGGGCUUUGGCCGACGAAAAAUGCGCUAGCUCUACAGAGGUCCAUGAACACGGUGCCACUGAAGAAGCUCCUGUAGAUGACCUUGCUAUUACUGAGCAAGUACGCGGCGAUGCUGAAUUUGGAGUUGUUUCAGGGGAGCCGUCUGUUUCCCAGGAUCCUGUCUCUCAGCCGGACGAGGACGUAACUUCUCCAUCAAAGAAGAAGAAGAAAAAUAAGCGCAAGUCCGUGCAACUCGAUGACACACCUACAGUUUCUGGCGAGACCGCAGGCGAUCCAGAGUCCAAGACAGAAAAAACUGAAGACCAGCCAGAGAGGCAGGAAGAGCCAAAGGUCGAGGCCCUGACUGCAGCGGAAGCUCAGACAAUUACCGAGACGCAGCAGUUUUCCGAGGGACCCAUCGGUGAUGACAAUUCUACACUCGAUAUCAAUCAAGCUGCUGCUGCUGCUGCCGAGGAAGACAAGAAGGCAUCUGAACCCACCGAUGAUUUGACGCCAAGCCAGGACCUGAUUUCAGAGCCACUGUUCUCCCAAAAUGAACGACAGGUAGAAGCCACAGAGGGAGCUUCUUCAACAGAACCUACCCAAGCCACUGAGCCGGUUGUAGAAGAACUAGAAGAAACUGCAGGCUCUAAAAAGAAAAAGAAUAAGAAAAAGAAGAGCAAGCAGGCAGCCUCAGCACUUGAAAUAUCGGAAACACCUACGCCGGAUAUUACUUUGAUUCCAGAAGACCAAGAGCAGCCCAGCGGCGAUACAGAGAAUCCUAGCGCCGCUGCCAUCUCAUUGCCGGAGCCGGUUGCUAAGGCCGAGGUAGACUACAACGCCAAGGAACAAAAGCCCAAAGAUGAUGCAGGAUCAGGCUGGGGUUUCCUCAAUAAGUUCUUUGGAAGGAAAGCCUCAGAUCAGGAACCUCAAGAUGUGCUCAGAGAAACUAAAACCGGCAUUGAAGACUCCAGGCCUGAUGGACUAGGCGCGACUGAUGUUCCUGAAAUAUCUAGAGAAACCGAUGGGAAGACAGAGAAGUCCAUUUCCGGCGACUUUGGUUUAGUCGAUACUCCCGACGCUGGAAAAGAAGAAUCUAAGGUUGAAGCGCCAGGCUCAAGUGAUAUCCCUAUCGUCAGUGGAGAGGUCACUGUCGGCACAGAGGAGCCCAAGGAUGAAACUCUCAUUGCAGAGGCGCAACAAAAACUGCCUGAAGAUGAACCGCUUAGUCCGACGAGUAAGAAGGCAAAGAAGAAAGCCAAAAAGCAGCAGGCCAGACUGAGCUUAGGCAGCACUCCAGAGACGCCACCAGAAACAGCCCAAGACACGGCACUGAAUCCUGCAGAAGAAGCAGUCAAGGUGGCGGAACAGCCCGAAGCUGUGGAGCAGAAUGUGAAAGACGAACAAACCAUCCCCGAAAUAACCGAAAUCUCUACCGUUGAACCCGAGGUAGUAGCUGAAUCUGGCGAGGCUCGGUCCGAGCAAGCUUCAAAUGAACCUUCUACAGAUCCCAAGUUGGAUACCGCCGUACCUGCUGCUGAACAGGAGGCCGAAGCCGAGACAUCGAAGAAGAGCAAGAAAAAGAAGAAGAAGAAGGGCGGUGCGGAUUCCCCGGUUCAAGUGCCCAACACAGAUGCUGAUUUGCCGGAUUCUUCCCUUCAGGAAACCGAUAGGACCCCGGAUACUGGCCGAAUCCAGGAGAGCGGAACCGAAAACGUCGUCGACCAUGGCGCAGAGAAACCCUCGAGCUUUGUUAUUCCUGCCGAGGAACUCUCGACCGGCCUGGAAUCCGAAGCACAAGACGACAGGGGUGGGUUCAAUUCCAAGAAUUCCGAAACGGAUGAGCAGAAUAAGAAAGCUAAAGAAAUCGAGUCUGAGGAAACACAGGACCCCGAAUCGACCGCCCCACCGGAAUCGGACGCGAACUCAUCUCGACCGCAAGAUGACGCAAACCGGACAAUAGAACCCUCCUCAAUAAUCGCCUCGGACGCCGUCUCGGACCCCUCCCAAGUUUCCAACCUAAAUCCUGUUGAAGAGAGUACCGGGGCUGCUGGAUUGUCUAAAAAAGAGAGGAAGAAAUUGAAAAAGUUGAAGGACAAGGAAAUGGCAUCUGGCGUUUUUGACGAGGGAAAUUCCAAUGAAGACAGCCAAGUUGGCGAACCCCCCUCUGUAUCUGAAGCGAAAAGAAAUGAAACGGUUAUGAAUGAUGAAACGUCAAAAGCAGACGAGACAAUAUCAAGGUCCGCCACAUUUGAUCUUGGCGAUAAACCUUCGCCUGCUGAAGAGACUGAGCCUACAAGUCUCGGUGAUAUGCCCGUUGGAGAGCAGGAAACUGGACUUGCCAGUACUUCUCAACCAGAUGUCUUGAACGAUGGGCCUCCUAAGGAGGUUGCUGAUGCUACCAAUGAGAGCCAAUCUACCUUGGAUUUCGAAACUUCCGAAGCUGGAGCGAGGGCUGUUGGCCCCCAAGUUCAAGAAAAGAACUUGCAUGCCCAUCAAGAACCGGGGGACGAUGUGUCCAUAACACAGUCGGAACCUAAGCUUGAUGCUGACCCUGAGGCCAACCCGCAGCUUAUCGUAGAGGAGCUCCCUGAGGAGAAUUUGCCAGCCGUUGAUGAGGCUGUUGGAGUUGAGGAAGAAGCUCUCGACGAUCUAGACAAACCUCUUAGCAAGAAAGAAAAGAAGAAGAGGAAGAAGGCCCAGGCCGAAGCGGCGGCAAUAGCAGCAACAGCAGCAGGACUAGCGGCGAUUACACCCUUGGGUUCAGACGCCCCUGAUGCGCCGGUAGCACAACAUGACCCCAAGGACCUCAAUGAAGCAACUUCAUUGAAAGAAUCUAUCCCAGAUCCUCUCGACAUUCAUAUCGAGACUGAUAGAGCAGCUUCUCCUUCGCAGCCUGAAUUAUCACAGGUUGAGAAGGCACCUCCGACCACCACUGAAACCGAGCCUGCAGUCACAGUUGAGCCAGCAAUCGAAGAGGAGCCGAGUGUUGAGUCCAAAAAGAGCAAGAAGAAAAAAAGGCAGAAGAAAUCCAAAGAAUCUGCCUUGGACACCGAAAGUCAAGCGACAAUCUCUACGGAUGUUGAAGGACUCCCCGAGAAGGCUGAUGCGCCACCUGAACAGGAAGUAACUGGCUCCGCGGAGCCUAUAACUACGCCCUUUUUAGAUUCUACAGUAGUUGAACAAGUGGAGGACCGAAAAGUGGACAAAUCUGGUGAUAAUGAAGCCUCUGCGGGCUAUGGUUCUACGAGAGAUCCUCCUCUGACAGAACAAAUUUCUACGGAUGUAAUUGGCACUAGCUCUGGGAUAAACGAGCCUGCUGAAGCUGCCAAAGAACUUCUUACAGCAACAGAGGAAUUGACCAAGCUACCCCAAGUGCCUAUCGAAGCAUCGGAAGCACUUGGAAAGGUCAGGGAAUCAACAGAUACAUUGAAGGGCACUUUAUUGGGCGAAGAUGAUUCCCUUCCCAAGCCGGCCAGCCAGUCUUUGAAGAUGGGAGGUGACAGACUCAUACGUGCGGAAAAAGACGAAGGGGUACCAAGUGGUUCUGAUGUCAAGGAGCUACCCACCGAAUUGGAGCAUAGUCCCGACAAGCCACCUCCAUUGAAAUCUACAGCGACUACGGAUGCUACUGUUGAAAGCCUACAGGCAGAUGGCUCUGCAUUUCCCCUUGAGGAUGAGUUUUCAAAGGAAGACAAGGAAGACACUUUAGCUUCGGGGCCCGAGGCAAUCAUUGAGCCAGAGCAGGUUGUGGUACCACAACCUGAAGCCAGGCCCGAAGAGAAACCCUUGGAAGACUCACCCUUUGAGGUGCCAUCCGAUUCUCCAGCGGAUGCUCCACAGACCGCGGAAACGGAAGACUCACCAAGAAAUAAUGAUGAAAGCACAACGUUGGCUUCUAGAGAUUCCUUACUUGGCCAGGCUGUAGAAACGCAAGACCUCCCCAACGUUUCGGGCCUGUCCAAGAAGCAAAAGAAGGAAAUGAAGAAGGAGGCCAAAGCCAAGGCGUUGGUUGCUGAAUCUGUUUCUGACCCUGUACCCGAGCCUACCGCAGAGCCUGCCACUGAGCCUGGGCCUACUUUGGCUUUGGAGAAUGAAAUUGGAGAAACUUUACCUGGAGCUAAGCCUUCCGCCGAGGUGGCGAAAGUAGCAGAGGAAAACACGCCCGAUUCUCGACUGAUAUUAGGCAAAGAUGACAACGUCACCGAGCAGCUCUCACCAAAGGCUAUGGGAGAGAUCGAGGCGAGGGUGCCUGAGAUCGAAGUGCAAAAAGAAAUCGAGGCUGUGAAAGUCUCUGAAUCCAUUGAUAUGGCCGAGGAUAAAGGUCUUUCUAAAAAAGAGAGGAGAAGAAAGAAGAAAGAAGAGCAAUCAAAGGUUGCUGUCCUCGGUGAAGAACAGACCACAGAAAGAUCAAUGGAUUUAGAGGAGGUAAUUGAAUCUGCUGGUGGCCAAUCAGGUGCUACCGCUGAAUCGGAUGCCGGGGAAGAGCGUCAAGAUUCAGCUUUCUCACCAGAAAAUCUGAUGGAUAGUGUGCCUGUCCAAUCUGCACCGAUUAUCCGGUCCAACGAAAAGGAUGACGAGGCACCCAAGGGCGAAGGCAAAAUGGACGACAAUUCGGGAGAUCUCGGCAGUAAGGAGCUCAGCGAAGAGUUGCUAGCACCUACCAAAGAUGUCGAUAUUGCUAAAGAGUCAAGCUUCGUUUCUCAAGACAUGCCAUCCGGAGCUGUAGAAGCUCGCGAAAUUCCCUCGACCAGUCAAGAAGACGUCCAAGAAGAAGAGAAAACGUUGGCUGACGACCGGGACAAGCUGGGAGGGUUAAGUACUGAGGUUCCAGGCCAACAAACCCCGGAGGAGGUGCCCGAGACUGUCGACACCGACAAGUCAGAUGCAGCCGAGCCCAAUAUUUAUCCGGAGUUGGAAGUGCCAGUUGUACAAGACUCCGCACCAGCUACCAGGGAUGAAGCGCCUAAUGCAGCUUCACCGCCUGUGGGGCCCGAAUCUCGCAUGCAAGAAGACCGCGAUGACAAGACUUCUUCGUCUAUGACUGGGUUGUCCAGCAAGGAAAAGAAGAAGCUGAGGAAGAAGGCCAAGACGUUGGGCUUGCCUGAUCCAUUUUUAGAAACUCCAGAGUCGCAGAAAGAAACCUCCACAGCCCUGGGCACCCAGGUUGAUGAGCUUGAGACAGGACCAGACUUCAAAGCCAGCAAAACUCCCGAGCCAAAGGCUUCUAGAGAAGUGCAGGGUCAGACAGAAAGUGGCCGACUAGAUGCUACCCUGACAGCCGAGCCAAUCCCGCAAGAGCCGGAGGAUCGUCCAGCCAGAAGUCUGGACAUUGUAGAACAUGAUGCCCCUGUGCAGAUCGGACCGCCGGAGCAGCCGUUCCUGCCUUCAGCUGAUACGACUGGACAGGUCGGACGCCAGGGACCUGAUUCGGUUGCGAAUCCAACAUUAGGCGAUGAGCAGCAGGCAAUUGAUGUUGAGACUGUUUUGAAUGACCCUAUCCCCGAGGUAGCACAGGCCAGUGAUACAAAUGAAAAUGCCGAGCCCCUCGAACCAACUCCAACCGCGCCUCAUGGGGAUGAAGAAAAGCAACAGCAGGUGCAAGAUGAACCAGUGGCCGACUCAGCGAGUGAUGCAAAGCAGCUGGACUCGAACAUACACCCGUCUCCAGAGACACCCGCGACGCCUGCCUAUCAAGAACAACCGCAAGGAGAUCGUGAAUUGGAAUUAGUAGAGCCGCCAAAGAAGUUGUCGAAGAAGGAAAAAAGAGAGUUGAAAAAACAGGCACUUCUGGCUAGUGCAGGAGCCGUUGAGGCUACUCCCGACCCUCCUAUUGUCGAAUCCCAACCGAUACUUGAACCGUUGAUUGAGCCGAAUGUUGAGAAUCAACCUUCUGCUAACUAUGGACAAGUCAUCGAGGCUACACCUCGCACAGAGGAAGACUUUGAGGAUCUACCUUCAGCUAAAAAAUCCAAGAAAGAAAAGAAGAAGGGAAAGAAAUCCGCUCUCGCGGCAGCGGCUGUGGCAGCGGCCGCAGGCACUACGGCCACUUCCCAGCCACAAGACACAGCACCUCAAGACAGAGCACCUCAAGAGACUCGAGAUAUCCCUGCCGAUAAUGACCGGUCCCUCAGUGCGGAAGCUGCGCCUGCUAUCGAUGAGCCUAUGCCAGAUGUGCCCGCCAGUGUACCGGCAGACAAAUCCUCUCCGGAGAGUACGCCUUCUGGAGCUAGUGGUCAAAUGCCUAGUGCGUCAACUUUUGAGCAGAAUGACGAACAUGGCGGAGAGGAGGCUCAAGGCUCCAAAGAAUUCCAUGAUAUUGGUGUUCCUGAGGAUUUUAAAUUUCAAGCCGCCCGAACUGAUGCAACCGUUGACAUCUUAGAUGUGCAGCAGAGCGAGGCCCUUCAGAGCGAGCCUGAGCUACAAGAUGCAAGGAAAUCUGAGGAUCGCUCUCGCCACGAAGAGCACUCUCGUGAAGCAGAUCAUCUGUCAAAAGUGCCAGAGUCUACACUUGACUCAUCAGGUGACCAGCUCCAGGGCCAGCCCGAUGUUGAGACGUUAACAGGUACUUUCCCCACCAUUGACAAGGCCCUGGGGGAAGGCGACAUUAUGGAAGGAAUAGAAUCAACAAGGGAGCUUCUUGACCCAGAGAUUGCUCCCCAGCCAGCGGCGAAGCUCGAAGAUACUUUGGAGCCUGGCGUGUCUCACCCUCAGCCUCAUAUCGACGUUGAGCCAGUUCUUGUAGAAUCUCAAGAAGUUCCAAGCCAUGUCGAAGAACCAAUAGUCGGCAAUGUGGAUACUCGGCAAACAAAAUCCGUACAACUUGUUGAUACUACAGAACGGGAUGGUGGUGUUUUGGAGAGAGCGGUGGGGCUCGAGGAGGAAAUGGAAGCAGCAAAGUCAAAAAAGAGGAAGGAAAAGAAGGACCAGGCCAAAGACAAACAGGUAGUGACUUCGACUUUCGAGACGGCGAUGCCAGACCCUGCAACUUCAGCUAAAACCACCGUCCUGGAUCAGACAGAAGAGCCUUUGCUAGUCGAGGACAAGGCAUCGAUGGAGGUUGAUAUAUCAAAAUCUCUGGAAGAUGUUGCUUUGAAAGGGCUACCUUCAGCAGGUGCAGUUGCACAAGAUACCACCACCCUUGUUCAUGUAGCUGUGCCUGAGGAUGUCCGUGGGACGACCUUCACUGACCAGCCAGCAACUUCUAAAAGGGAUACCUUGGAUGAUGAGAUUCACAACAAGACAUCUCCACCGAGAACUUCCAAGCCCCCAACAAAGCCUCUUUCCGAUUUGUCCAAAGCAACCCUGCCAACAGGAGACUCCAAGCAAUCUUCACACACCGAGACGAAGGAAGAAGGCCUGGAUAAGACUUUAGCUUCUGCUGCUUCUGCGGCCGCCGCCGCAACCGCAAGUGGCUUUUCAUUCUUGGCUGGACGAUUCGGUGGAUGGGGCAAGGAAAAGAAGGAUGAGAAGCCCGAGGUAGUGGAUAAGAGGACUUUACGGGAGAAGAAUGUUGUUGAACAUGAUGAUCAUUCUCCCUCGAAGGGUGUUGGAAAAAAAAAGUUGCGAGAACAGGAUGACAGCAAGAAGACUGGUGAUCUUCCGAGUCGGAAACCUACUGAGGUCAAAAAUUCACUGACCGAGAAAGCUUCGCUUGCCGCUAAAGAAAGCGACGAUUUCUGGAAGGGCCACGACGACCAUGUUACUGCCAGGGGCAAGGACAAACGGGAGACCUCGUUUUCAAGAGACAUUGAUGAUACCAAAUCGACGAAGAGUGGUUCUAAAGGAAAGGCAACUGACAAGGAAGGUACCAGAGAAGGAACUUCUUCCAGCCGUAGGGACACAGCCGGUCUUCUACGGCGUGAUUCUGAUACAAAAGAGCCUGCCGGCAAACUCUUUGAAGAAGACAUACAUGCAUCAUCGACAUUAGGAAAAGGAUUCGGUUCUAGCUUCGUUGACACUAGAUCAUCCCCUACUCGUUCACUACCUGUUGUGCAGGAGGUGCCAGAGGUAGAGAUGGACACGAGGAGAAGGGCCCCCAGAACACCGGUGGCCAGCCGCGAUAGUGGGUAUGGGGCGGAGGCAGAGGCAGCACCUGAGCCUCGGCAUCGAAGCCACAUGCUGGCUGAUGAAAAGCAGAGAGACAGUGGUGUCCAUUCUGAUGACGGUGAAGCCCCUAAGAUAUCGCGGGCCGCUACGAUGACUCCUGAUACUGGGAGGAGGAAGCUGGGACGGCCGUCUUAUGGCACCCCUGUAUUGGAGGAGCCCGUGACUACGAGGGUGACUCCAGAUCCGGAGAAGAAGAGGGCCAGGGCCGAGCCUGUAACACCACUGGAGAAGGGCGAGCCUUCACCGCUACGACUACAAAAGAUGAGGUCAGGUCCUUCAUUACGACCGAGCUCCAGUCGGCGACGGUUCGGUGAAGAUGCUGGCUCCUCAUCACCAUCACUGCGAAGGAUAGACCCUCGAGAGUUGCGUGCACCUUCACCGGCGAGCGCGCAGAAAUCCCCUUCGCCCACCUCGCCCCCAUCCCUGCUCCCAGCGGCCGGGGUGGCAGCAGCAGCAGCACUAGGAGCUGGCGCCAUGGCGGGAGCGUUGAGAAGCACAGGCUCGCCCGACGAGGCGAUGAGGGGCCGACGCAGCGUGUCAGACAACAGCAGCUAUCAAAGGCGAGCGACGGCGCAGAGAGAGUCGCCUCAGGGCGCUGGCUCGGCCGAGCGGGGCGGACCACGGAGAUCGGCGUCCAACACCAGCCUCCUGCGAAAACACACGCCUGAGCCACUCAAGUUUCGGCCUGAAACCCCAGGCAUCCAGGGCGUGCGGUCCACCCCCACUCCACCGCCGUCUCUUCGCCGAGUCGACAAGCGCGUGAGCGGUGACCUUCGGGCACUACGCCAACAAAACAACUCGACACCCGUCGCCAACGAGCGCCGUGUCCGCACCAAGGACAUGGGCGAUGUUUACGAUGGCGUUGGGGAGGGCCGCAUUGGCUCGCCUCGUUCGCCCACCCGGCCCCACAGCAUGCGUCGCCGCCAAAGCAUGCAGGUCCUUGAGCUCGAGUCCAGAGUUGAGCAAUUGAUUGCAGAGAACCGACAAUUGACAGAGGCCCGCGAGCACGCCGAGCAGGGCCUCACCCACCGCAGCACCUCGGUCCUCGCCGAACGCGACGCCCAGAUCGAAUCCCUCAAACAGUCGCUGCAAUUUCUACAGAACGAGGUCUCGCGCCUGACCGAAGUCAACGACGGCCUUACAAGUGCCAAUGCCGAACUCGCCCACAAGGACAAGACACGCUUCGCUGACCUCGAGGUUCGCCAUGCAGACGUCACCCGUGAGCUCGACCUGGCUCGCGGCUCCGAGAAUGCCUUCCAACAGACCAUCGCAGACAAGGAUGCCGAGAUCGCCGAUCUGCGUGCUCAGCUUGAAUCUGCCAAAGAACAAAUCCGCGAGAUGCAACGCCAGAUUCUCGAAUCCAAAUCUUCUGAUGCGGAGUUCCUGAAUCUUCGCGAUGAAGACCACUUUGACCAUCGCUGCCAACAGCUGUGCUCCCACGUCCAGCAAUGGGUUCUUCGCUUCUCCAAAUUUUCCGAUAUGCGAGCUUGUCGCCUGACGAGCGAAAUCAAUGAUGAGAAAACCAUUGAUCGACUUGACAAUGCUGUUCUCGAUGGCUCUGAUGUCGAUAGAUACCUCAGCGACCGAGUCAAACGACGAGACAUCUUCAUGUCCAUGACGAUGAACAUGGUAUGGGAGUUUGUCUUUACUCGAUACCUCUUCGGCAUGGAUCGAGAACAGCGACAAAAGCUCAAGUCUCUUGAAAAGAUGCUUACUGAUGUUGGCCCCCCACAGGCCGUACGCCAAUGGCGUGCCGUUACUUUGACCCUGCUCUCAAGGAGGGACACAUUCAAGCACCAGCGGGAUCAGGACACGGAAGCCGUGGUUCAGGCUAUCUUCCAGACUCUAAGCAGGAUUUUGCCACCUCCAGGCAACCUGGAAUCGCAGAUCCAGUCUCAGCUUCGUCGUGUCCUUCGAGAGGCAGUUGACCUGUCAAUCGAAAUGCGUACUCAGAAGGCUGAGUACAUGAUGCUGCCACCGCUGCAGCCUGAAUAUGAUGCGGACGGAGAAUUGUCCGCCACUGUUCAGUUUAAUGCCUCAAUGAUGAGCGACCGCAAUAGCAAAGGCCUCGCCAAUGAGGAGCUGGAGGCUGAGGGGGCUAUUGUUCGAGUUGUUCUCUUCCCUCUUGUUGUCAAGAAGGGUGAUGAUGAAGGUGUCGGGGAUGAUGAGAUCGUCGUGUGCCCAGCCCAGGUGAUUGUGGCUGGCGAUAACAGACAUAAUAUUGCUGGCUCAAGUGAUCUCGGAGGUGCAUCUCUUGGUGCACGCAGUCGCUUGAGUGUUGUCACCGAUAAUAUGGGUGGCUAA